AAAACUAGUAUGUCUUGGACUUUAAUGCGUUGCGGUAGUAUUUCGUGCGGUAAAAUGUGGUACAAGUGUUAGAAAAAAGUGCGUCGCAACGCGCAACGCGGCUGCCGUUUAUAUUACUAACAAAUGUGCAAAAAUUUAUAUGUGUGAAAAAGGAAUAAAAAAAUAAUAAUUGUUAUAAAUUUAUUCGUUGUUAAUUGUGCAAUAAACUUGGCUUAUAAAUAUUUUAAAUAUGUUUUUGUGAUGAUUUAAAAAAAAAAAAUUUCAGUGCUUUUAUGAAAAGUAAAAAAUAAAAUAAAAUUUCCUUCAGCAAUUUGGGCAAAAAAAAGCGGGUAGAGUUUUUAGGUGUGGUACAAACGUUGUAAGUGAGGGGAGUAGUAACAUGGCGCCCGGCGUAUGUGUAACAAGUUUCCGUAUGCUUCUAAGGCAUAAAGCAAGUUUUGUCCGUUCGGGACGCACAAUACCCUUGGCUUGGAAUCCAUUUCGAGGAACCAUCACAGUGAACUCAUGCUACAUAAACGGGCGAAAUUACUGCUCCGACAAAUCCCUUGAAGGGAUUAUACCCUCAGGCUUUACACAAAAUGAAAAAACCGUGGAUUCAACUAUCAAUAACGUGGAAACUAAAAAAGUUGCAAGUGCUAGAAUCAAUAAGAGUACAAAUGCUACUAAAGCUAAUUUGACUGCUAACAUAAAUGAUCUAACAAAAUUUGACCCAACACAAAAAACUGUGAAUGAAUUAAGAUCUUAUUUGAAAGCACUUGGCUUAAGAGACAAAGGUAGAAAAGAUAUGUUAAUUCAACGUAUUAAAGCUCAUCAAGAGUCAGAGCAGCAACUUCAUAAUCAAGGGCAUUCAUUUUCUUCACAAGGCGAAGAAGGAAGAGAUUGUGAAGAUAUUGAAACAAAAUUUUCCACUCUUGAUGGUCAAAUUAUACAUGGUGUUGUUGAAGUUGAAUACAUACAAGGACUGCCACAUCUAACAGUACCGCUUCCUAGUAGGGACGAAAAAUGUCGGUUUGCGCUAAAGCCUAUCUCGCACAAAGUUGGCGAUCUGAUAAAUAUGUUAAAAAUUGAAGACCGUGGCAUAGAUAGAGCGAAUGUUUUUAACAAAAGCGGCAUAAGAAUUUCGUCCACGAGUAAUAUAGAAAGCCUAAUGGAUGAACCAUUUUGGUUGCAAGUAAAUGAUAAAAAAUAUGAAGUAAUUCCUCCACCCAGAGAACAAUUAAAUAGUGAAGACAUACAAAAAUUAGGAGAUAUUAAAUUAUUGGUGCUGCAACUCUAUGAAGCUCUACACGUUGGUGAAUAUCAUGUAGAACGGGAACAGGACUUAACAAAAAAACUGGAAGACUUGAAAUAUCAACUUAAGCCUCUUGAAAAGCAAAAACUGGACUUAGCUUCCCAAGCGGAACGUAAAAUAAACAUAAUGACUUGGGUUGGUCUAACUUUAAUGUCAGUGCAAUUUGGCAUAUUGGCACGACUAACAUGGUGGGAAUAUUCUUGGGAUAUAAUGGAACCUGUUACCUAUUUUGUUACUUAUGGCACAGCCAUGGCUAUGUACGCUUAUUAUUGCAUUACAAAACAGGAAUAUAACUUUAGCGAUAUUAAAGACCGCCAAUACCUCCUUACAAUGUAUAAACGUGCCAAAAAACGAAAAUUCGACAUUGAACAAUACAAUAAUCUGAAACGCCAAAUUGCCGAAAUCGAAUAUGACUUACGCCGUCUACAUGAUCCAAUGAAUCUCCAACUGCCGGCGAGCAUUAAUCGUAUGCAAGAAAAUCCCCCAUUAUCAGGCGAAUCAGAUAAAAGCGAAUACACUGCUGAUAGCUCAAAAAAAUCUGUUUUUAAAAUACCAUUUUUGAAAAAUUAGGAAAAUAUUUAAAAAAAUUGUAAAUU
Molecule: messenger RNA, 1887 nt
Organism: Teleopsis dalmanni
Lineage: Eukaryota; Metazoa; Arthropoda; Insecta; Diptera; Diopsidae
Gene: MCU
Product: calcium uniporter protein, mitochondrial
Exons: 9
Coding region: 380-1861 (493 amino acids)
Biological process (GO): calcium import into the mitochondrion; mitochondrial calcium ion homeostasis
Cellular component (GO): uniplex complex; mitochondrial inner membrane
Molecular function (GO): calcium channel activity; uniporter activity
Source: RefSeq, a predicted model, not a curated record